UUUCCAACUGGAAACAUAUGCAUCUCAACUCUCAAGUGUCCCAACUCGUAAUUAAAUCAUCAACCCGAUUAAACAUAGUCAUAAGUAACCCUCAUAUCACACGAAAUUUUAACCAACUCAACUAAUUUAGAUUGGCUUAUACUUGUAUAUUCGAACAGUGUACAAGUGUAUUACGAAACUCAGACAAUGAGCUAUAGCACGGUAGCACCAAAGAAGAUACCUUCACCUUCUGACUUCUGAGUCUAACCAAUUGAAACUCCCCAAUUUUCCAUUUUCUUCCCAUCAAACAUUCAAACCAUACCCAAAACAAACAAACAAAAAAAAAAUUCACUAAAAAAACGUCUUUCUCUCUCAUCCCCUUCUUUCUCUCUCUUCUUGGGGUUGCUGCUGCUGGUGGAUUAACCGAACAAGAAGUAGCAGAAGAAGAAAGUUGGAGGUGAUGACAGGAAGAAAUAUAGACGCAUUAAUAGCAAGUUCAAAUUCCUCAGAUCAAUUGUUAAUGUUCCCUCCUAAUUUCCCUCUUGUUUCUGCUCUUCUUGCUAUUUCUCUUGCUCAAUUUCUUAAGAUCUUUACCUCUUGGUUCAAAGAAAAGAAAUGGGAUUCUAGAAGGAUGCUAAGUUCUGGCGGCAUGCCAUCAUCGCAUUCAGCAGGCGUGUCAGCUCUUGCCGUGGCAAUUGGUGUGCAAGAAGGAACAGGUGGAUCGGCAUUUGCUCUAGCUGUCGUUUUGGCUUGCGUUGUGAUGUAUGAUGCCUCUGGUGUGAGACUUCAUGCUGGUCAGCAAGCUCAAUUAUUGAAUCAAAUGGUUUGUGAGCUGCCUCCUGAACAUCCUCUUUCUAAUUGUAAACCUCUGCGAGACUCAUUGGGUCAUACUCCUCUACAGGUUGGAGCAGGUGCUAUAUUGGGCUGUGUUGUUGCUUACCUUAUGAAAUUUUACAGAUAGAUGCUCUAAAAACCGACUUCCAUUCCUAAUCCUGUGGCGACUGUAAGAGUUUGAGCAGCAUGGGCAUUUUUUACAGUUUGAUGGACAGUCAAGCUCAAGCAGCAAAACUGUCGUCAGUUUUGUUAUCCUGUUGAUCAAACACAGCUGUACGAAAUCGCAAUCCCUCCUCAACAUUUGUCAUAUAUAUAGUAGAUAGUAUUAGUGCCAUCAUAUUGAAAUUUUCCAGUUUCACCAAUUUUUUUAGGACUGCCAAUUUAGUCCAGAGUUAACCAUAUGUAUCUAUAUUUUCUGUUUUGGAUCUUGGAAAAAGUUGUAGAUAAAGAAAGUUGUUGUAUUCGAUUGUGUGCGUGCCUAGUUUUCUCUUCAAAGAAAAAAAAGCAUGGCCCAAAUUAUACUUGCAUAAUUUUCAAUUUAGAAUGUCAAUGGAGAAGAAGUUGUUUUUGUGGAUUA
Molecule: messenger RNA, 1390 nt
Organism: Chenopodium quinoa (quinoa)
Lineage: Eukaryota; Viridiplantae; Streptophyta; Magnoliopsida; Caryophyllales; Amaranthaceae
Exons: 5
Coding region: 440-940 (166 amino acids)
Source: RefSeq, a predicted model, not a curated record